This is a messenger RNA of Leucoraja erinaceus (little skate), 4993 nucleotides long. Its product is annotated as serine/threonine-protein kinase WNK3-like. Gene Ontology annotation, biological process: monoatomic ion homeostasis; positive regulation of sodium ion transmembrane transporter activity; protein phosphorylation. The record is from RefSeq and is a predicted model, not a curated record. NCBI's taxonomy places the organism in Eukaryota, Metazoa, Chordata, Chondrichthyes, Rajiformes, Rajidae. Gene Ontology annotation, cellular component: cytosol; cytoplasm. Gene Ontology annotation, molecular function: ATP binding; potassium channel inhibitor activity; chloride channel inhibitor activity.
CCCCCUUCAUUUCUUUGAUGUGAAUGUCUUUAGAUAGAGAGGGUUUAAAAGAAAAUAAUCCAGUGAAAUCCCUCGGGCAAGUGGGGUAAGAAGGGUUUAAAUUUGGGGAUACAAAUCUUUUUUCCCCUUAAUUUCUUUGAUGUGUAAGUCUUUAGGUAGGGAGGGUUUAAAAUAACGUAACCUGUUAAAAUCCUGAUGUGAAGAGGGUCUUUUCCAUGGUUUAAUAGCUCAGAGGGGCUCAAUCCAGGGAGAGAGGGGUGUUUAAAAACUUUUAAUUAGGUGAUCUUCAACCUGCAGUCUACAGUUUCUUUUUUUUUUAAUACCAUGGAUACAGGCAAGGAUGCCUCCUCCUUGCUAGUCCAAAGCUGGUUGAGCAUGUCCUCUCCUUUAAAGAUCCGGUGUCCUGUGGGUGUCCAUCGUCCGAUUGAGAAUUGAAGAGGGGAGCCGCACUUGGCUUCCACUGUGAAGGGCACGGUUUCUAUUUGUCUGCCUGAGUGCCAAAGGAACCAUCGGCUCAUCAUGUCCUAGGUGCUUUGAAGAUUGGGUGAUCUGAAGAGAGGGAGUGUUUUUUGUUUGUUUCUCCCUGUGAUGGAGAAGCUGUGGGGGGCAUAGGAAGUUCUCCCACCCACCACCACCCACGCUCCCUAAGAUGGCCACGGACCCAGGAGAGCCCGCGGCCCCGGGGGACCCCAGCAAACCAGGCGGCAUGUCCUCCGGUGCCGGCCAGCCCCCAGCCAGCGCCUCGCCGGCGAAAGCGGGCAGCCCCUCGCCCCCUCCCCCGUCCCAGCCCCGGGACAAGGGCGCCGAGAACCACCGCUUCGUCCGCCGCAGCCUGGAGCUGGUGGAGCGGGAGGGGGCGGCACGGCUGCCGGCGUUCGACGGCAAGACCGACCCGGCUGCGCCGGCCCCCAGGGCCCCCGGCAACGCCGACGGCGCCAGGGACUCGCUCAAGGACAGGACCGAGAAGGAGAACGAAGAGGAGGCCGAGAUGAAGGCAGUCGCGACCUCGCCCGGAGGCCGCUUCUUGAAGUUCGACAUUGAGCUUGGAAGGGGAGCCUUCAAAACCGUCUACAAAGGGCUGGAUACCGAGACCUGGGUGGAAGUUGCUUGGUGCGAACUGCAGGACAGGAAGCUCACCAAAGCAGAGCAGCAGCGUUUCAAAGAGGAGGCGGAGAUGCUGAAGGGCCUGCAGCACCCCAACAUCGUGCGCUUCUACGACUCGUGGGAGUCGACGCUAAAGGGGAAGAAGUGCAUCGUGCUGGUGACGGAACUGAUGACGUCCGGGACCCUGAAGACGUACUUGAAGCGGUUCAAGGUGAUGAAACCCAAGGUCCUUCGCAGCUGGUGCAGGCAGAUCCUGAAGGGCCUGCAGUUCCUGCACACCCGCACGCCGCCCAUCGUCCACCGCGACCUCAAAUGCGACAACAUCUUCAUCACCGGCCCCACCGGAUCCGUCAAGAUCGGGGACCUGGGACUCGCGACACUGAUGCGCACUUCCUUCGCAAAGAGUGUGAUAGGAACUCCAGAAUUCAUGGCUCCGGAAAUGUAUGAAGAACAUUAUGACGAGUCGGUUGACGUCUAUGCCUUUGGGAUGUGCAUGUUGGAGAUGGCUACCUCAGAAUACCCUUACUCCGAAUGCCAGAACGCUGCCCAGAUAUACCGCAAAGUAACUAGUGGCAUCAAACCCGCCAGCUUCAACAAAGUGAGCGAUCCCGAGAUUAAGGAAAUCAUUGAAGGAUGCAUCCGGCAGAACAAAACGGAAAGGCUGGCCAUAAAGGACCUCCUGAGCUACGCGUUCUUCGCGGAGGACACGGGGCUACGGAUCGAGCUGGCCAAGGAGGACAGCGGGCAGGAAUCUUCACUGGCGCUGCGCAUCUGGGUGGAAGACCCCAAGAAGCUGAAGGGGAAGCACAAAGACAACGAGGCGCUGGAGUUCAGCUUCGACUUGGAGCGAGACACUCCUGAAGAGGUGGCCCAAGAAAUGGUGAAAUCGGGCUUCUUCCACGAGAACGACUCCAAGCUGCUGUGCAAGUCCAUCCGGGACCGGGUGUUGUUCAUCAAGAGGAAGAGGCAGAGGACGCAGCAGCUGCGGGAGCUGGAGGAGCAGGAGAGGCUGCGCUCGCAGGCGGACCAGCCCCCCCCGCCCACGGUGCCCCCCAGCGCAGCCGGCAACGCCGCCGGCACCACCAGCUGGCAGCAGCCCCCCACCGAGAGCGAGGAACCCGAAGUGGACCAGCACGUCCUGCAGAACAAGCUGCUCACCGACGCUGUGUCCUUCGACAGCGUCUCGGACAGCAGCCUGACCUCUGCCGCCUGCUCCGAGUCUCCGGGGGGAGCGGUCUUUCCAGCGGUCCCAGAGCCCAGCCCGUGCGCGCCGCAAGUCUCUUCGGGCUCCAGCGUGGAGUCCCACCACCACUCGGGCGUUCUCCAUCAGCCGCCGACGCAGCAGCAGCAGGCAAUGGGGACUCCGUCCCACCCCGGGGUGCUUGAUGCUCAGCGGACAAGACAGGCGCUCGAUACCUUGAGCGGGACACCCGACGCGGCCAAGGAGCCCCCCAACGGCAGCGAGCUGGGGAACGGGAAGCCGGAGAAGCCGCUGAAGCCGCAGCAGCGGAGACCGUCCAACGCCCGGGAGCGGCCGGAUAAACCCACCAAGUUCCAGCUGACUGUCCUGCAGGUGUCCAGCACCGGGGACAACCUGGUGGAAUGCCAGCUGGAGACGCACAACAAUAAGAUGGUGAUCUUCAAGUUCGACGUGGACGGAGACGACCCUGAAGACAUCGCCGUUUACAUGGGUGAGAAACAACUUCAUGCUCGUCUCGUGGAUGGACAGAAGCUGAAAUUCAUUCGAUCGAGGGAGGAUGAAGGACCCCUUCAUUGUCCCCUGAUUCCUCGUAAUGGAGAUCCUGUCGGACAAUUCUCGGAGGCCGACACCCACGUGGGCGCAGAGCAGUUCCAGAUGAACCAAGUUCUCACGCAGACAUGCGGUGAGGCUGUCCCGAACUCCUCAUCCGUGGGAAGAUGGAGGUUCUUCAUCAACCAGAAAGUCAAGCCGCACGAGGCGCAAGGGCAGAACAACCAGCACCUCUGCUCCGAAGCGGACGUGGGAAAUAAGAGCCAAGAGACGAUCCACCUGACCACCUCCAACUCCCUGGAAGAUGUGAAGCCGAUCCCGCUGGACAGCUCGCUAUCCGGGGCGGCGUUCCCCGACGUUCCGGACCUUCCCGACGUUCCCGACCUGACUCCCCGCAGCUCCUCCUCCUCCUCCACCUCGUCCUCGUCUUCCUCCUCCUCCGCCGGCACGUCGUCCAGCGGCGAAGACUGCGGCUCGGCGACCCCCCGCUCACCGCCACGCACGCCGGCCCGCCGCGGCGGUGGCGCCCAGGAGCCCGAGCCCUCCUCCAUGCCCGAGUCCGACGGGGAGGGCCCGCCCAAGGUGGACUACGCUGACAAUCGCAUCAAGACGCUGGACGAGAAGCUGCGCACCCUGCUGUACCAGGAGCACGGCGGGCAGCCCGGCUGCACCGAUGCACCCGACCCGGCCUCACCGGAACGCUGCCUCGAGUCACCCACCCCUGCAUCGGCUGCCUGCUCCUCCACCGGGCUGGCUGGCACGCAAUCCCCUCAGCAGCUGGAGAAGAACAUCUCGGAGCCCUCCGAACCUGGGCCCCAGGUGCCACAGCCUCUGGGGGGGGUCACCUCGCACCAGACUGGAGCUGGCGACAGCCAAACCACCCACGGCAGCAAGGACGGCGCGCGGAUGGAGCCGGGCGGAGCAGUGGGGGUCUUCCUCGACGACAUGUCCCCCGUGCGUGUGCAGGCCGGGCGAUUCCAGAUCUCGUCUGCACCCGGGGUCUCCCCCGCCCCGCCCCGCGACCCCAAGGACGACCCCCCCCUGUCCGAGACCGCCACCCCCCGCCCAGAGGGUCCCACUUCCCCCCUCUCCCCCGGGCUGGUACCAGGAGGAGACCCCCCCGGCCCCCGGCACCAGCCCGCCGCUCCGGCACCGGUCCCAGACCGCGCCCCCGAGACCGAGGGUCUCCCCGCCCAGCGCCCCACGUGCCACUCCCCCUCCCUCUCCUCGCCCAUGAGCGGAGAUGACGAGUCCGAGGUGGAGGACGAGGACCAAGAGGAACUGCAGCAGCUACGUGACAAGCACAUUAAGGAGGUGGUGCAUCUGCAGGCGCAGCAGAAGCAGGAGCUGCAGGAGCUGUACGAGAGGCUGCAGAUGUGCAGCGCUCCAUCCGAGGACCCGCUGCAGGCUUGCUCCCCGCCCGGCAGGCGCUCGAGGGCGGCCAAGAGCAAGGCCCGCGGCAGCAAGACCCACUCCCUCGGCACCACCCCCGCCAGCACCGGCCCUGUCUCCUGCCCGGAGUCGCACAGCCCCCAGCAGGGAGCGGGGGCCAAGAAGGGCACCUUCACGGACGACCUGCACCGGCUGGUGGAUGAUUGGGCCAAAGAGAGGGCCGGGGCAGCCUGCCUGAAGCCCAGCCUGAACGAGAUCAAACAGAUCCAGUGCCGCCAGGACCUGGAGGGGUGGCAACAGCUCUGUGACCGAGUGUCCCAGUCUGUACGGCCCCGGCCUGGGCCCCCCCUCCCUGCCACCCCCCCCGACCCGCCCCCCCCUGGAACCCGCUGCCCGCCCCCCUACCCCCCUCCCCUGCCAGUACGGGGCGUUGCGGCUCCGGCACCGGGCACCCCUGCCCGGGGCCCGCCGGCUGCUGCCCUCACGCUGGCCCCCCCCGCCGCCCCCGCCGCCCUCGGGAGCGGCGGGACACCCGCACCCUUCCCGCUCGACGCUCCAGCGUUCCUGGACUCGGAUCGCCACCGCCGCCGCCCUCGGCCGGAAACCGAUACACAGGCAGAGAACGGCUCCCCAGCUGCGGUGGGGACGGCCAGGGAACAGAGACGGGACGGGACGGGAAGACCAUGCCUAGCCCAGUUCUGCCCAGCCCUACUGCGCUGCUCUGCCCUCCACCCUGCCCAGCCCUAG